Molecule: messenger RNA, 7389 nt
Organism: Falco peregrinus (peregrine falcon)
Lineage: Eukaryota; Metazoa; Chordata; Aves; Falconiformes; Falconidae
Gene: TTYH3
Product: tweety family member 3
Exons: 15
Coding region: 126-1709 (527 amino acids)
Cellular component (GO): plasma membrane
Molecular function (GO): volume-sensitive chloride channel activity; intracellularly calcium-gated chloride channel activity
Source: RefSeq, a predicted model, not a curated record
UGCCGGCCAUGCGGGGCCGCCGGCCGGGCCGCGGCUGAACAGGGAGGCGAGCGGGCGGGCGAACGAGCAGCGCGGGCGGCGGCGCUCCAUGGCCGGUGGGUCGGGGUGAGGUGAGGCGAGGCGGCAUGGCGGGCGUCAGCUACUCGCCGCCCUGGUGGGUGAGCCUGCUGCACCGCCUGCCGCACCUCAGCCUGCGCUGGGAGCUCACCGCCGCCGACUUCCGACCGCACGACGCCGAGUACCAGCAGGCCCUGUUGCUGUUGGGUGGCGUCGCACUCUCCUGCCUUGCUCUGGACCUGCUUUUUCUCUUGUUCUACUCAUUUUGGCUGUGUUGCCGCCAUCGGAAGAGUGAAGAGCAUCUAAAUGCUGACUGCUGCUGUACGGCAUGGUGUGUCAUCAUCGCAACCCUGGUGUGCAGUGCUGGAAUUGCUGUUGGCUUCUAUGGCAAUGGAGAGACCAGUGACGGCAUUCACCGGCUGACGUACUCGCUACGCCAUGCAAACCGCACUGUGGCAGGUGUCCAAGACCGGGUACUAGAUACUGCAGUGGCUCUGAACCAAACAGUGGAACCAAACUUGCUUGUCCUGGAGGAGAUGUUCACGAAGCAGACAGACUACCUGCAUGUUAUCCAGAAACUGCAGGGUCUCUUGGAUGAUCUAGUCAGGCAAACAACUGAGAUCCCCUUCUGGAAGAAUGAAGAGCUGUCUCUGGAGGAGCUCGCAAUUCAGAUUGACCUCUAUGACUGGUACAGGUGGCUGGGGUACUUGGGCCUGCUCCUGUUCCAUGUCCUGAUAUGUUUGCUGGUGCUCUUUGGGCUCAUUAGAAACUCCAGGGCCAUUCUUAUGGGGGUGUGCUUACUUGGGGUGUUUGCCCUCAUUGUCAGCUGGGGAUCCCUGGGUCUGGAGUUGGCUGUUGCUGUGGGCUCCAGUGACUUCUGUAUUAACCCAGAUGCUUAUGUCUCCAAAGUGGUAGAAGAGAAUGCAGUGCUUGGUGCUGAUAUUCUCCGCUAUUACAUUACCUGUAGUGCUGGAUACCCCAACCCCUUCCAGCAGAAGCUGUCGGGAAGUCACAAGGCUCUGGUAGAAAUGCAGGAUGAUGUUAUGGAACUCAUGAGGUCAGCAAGCAGAGAGCAUCCCACCUCCAAGGAGUAUCUUACUCGGAUCCAGGAGGUUUUAAAUUCAACAGAGAUCAACUUGCAGCAACUGACAGCUUUAGUAGACUGUCGGAGUCUGCAUUUGGAUUAUGUCCAGGCUUUGACGGGCUUUUGCUAUGAUGGAGUGGAAGGCCUCAUCUACCUGGUUCUCUUCUCCUUUGUCACAGCCCUCAUGUUCAGUUCCAUUGUGUGCAGCGUCCCACACACUUGGCAGCAGAAGAGAAGCUCAGAUGAUGAAGGGGAAGAAGAAUCAGCUGCUCAAGGGAGUAGACAAACACACGAUAAUCUUUACAGAGUGCACAUGCCCAGCCUCUAUAGCUGUGGGAGUAGUUAUGGCAGUGAGACCAGCAUUCCAGCAGCAGCACACACAGUCAGCAAUGCUCCUGUCACAGAGUACAUGAGCCAGAAUGCAAAUUUCCAGAACCCCCGUUGCGAGAAUACCCCGCUCAUUGGCCGGGAGUCCCCACCUCCCUCAUUGUAUUUGGCUGCCAUGGACAGUAGCAGCCAUAUGAGCUGGCAGCUUAAACCCUCGGACAGUGCACGGACAUACUGGUAACAGCGCCCGCAAAUGGAACAGUACACCUCCAGCAUGAGAGCCAAAUACCUCGCCACCAACCAACCUCGUCCAGAUGCUGGCAGUGUGCAUUAAAAUGAAAAAGCAAAAGCAAAAAAACACAAAACCCACAUGUGCAGUCAGACUAAACAGUGUGCCAACUGCUGUGCCCCUGUGCUGUCCUCGUAGAACAAUCCUGCUGUUCUGCCCAAAAUCCAGUGCAGCUCCUCCUGUUUCUCCAGUCCAGACCACCCUUCCAAACCCACUACCUGCCCACUGGAGUGGAAGCCCCUUUUGAAUUUAAGCCUUCACCUUGUUGUACCUGAUGUGCCAGAGAGAGCAAGUAUGUGCAGGCAAGAAACUGGGCCCACCUGUUUGGGGAGCAACUUACUGGAGUAGCCUAUCAGAAAAAGUUGGUGAAUAUCUUCUGCUCCCUUUUUCCCCCCUUCUGUUCCCCAGAGGGGCUUGGUGAAAGAUGGUAGUAGAUCUUCACUUCUCCAGUGGGAUCAGCAGUCUGUCAAACACUGAAGAAGCAGGGGCUCAGUGCUGAUGACUAGUGUACAACAAGGGAACGCUGAGUCGAUGCACCGUUUUGGUGGGGGUCCCCUGGUCCGGUGCCCUGUGUGAGGGAGUAGGGAAACUCCUGCCUCAUGGUGUCACUGCAUAUCCACUGUAAUUUGGGAGCCUGGGGCUUUUCUAGAGCAAACCAUUCUACUACCCUGAUUAACUUUUUAAAAAAAAAAAAAAAAAAUUGACAGUUGCCACUCAAUCUAGGAUGUGAAUUCUUGAGGAGGAGCAGGAGGUCCCAGUACCAGUCACCUACCCUGUCCAUUGCUCUGAACCUGACCUCUCUGCUCCAUCAGGGAAGCCCAGGUACUGGCAGGUGGCAGUCUGGGUGCUGCCUUUACAAGGCUGACACGCAGAUCAGACAGGAGCCAGCCACCCACUUCGUGCCAAAUUUUUCCAGGAAAAAACUUGUAAGACUUUAUGGGGUGUAUUUUUGCACUAAAGAGUUUCAGCUCUCUGAUGCUAGAUCUUAGGGGACAGUCAGCUUGCAAAAGCAAGAGGGACUGGAAGCACCAAUGAAUUUAUAGCAAAUGCAAGCUCUCCCUGCAGAAGUGACCUGUGAACUCUGCUGGACUUUUUAUUUUAUUUUUUUAAAUGAUUAUAACUUACAGCACAGGGUUGCUGAAAUGGCAUUGGAGGAGGUUUUUGAAGCCUGUCCUAACAAACUCAUGAGAUUGUCAGUCUACCUUCCGUGUUCCAGAGUCAGAAAGCCAAAUGACAUCUGGAGAACAUUGUGACUGUCAGAACAGGUUUUUAUUGUAUUCUCUUUUAAUUUGUUUUGGUUUUCAAGGCACAUUGCUAACCACUAUCUGACCACAUUAAGGCACAUGUAAGGUAUUUUUCUAGACAUGAGGCAGAACAAGGCUUGCAAAGGGGCAGCUGGAUGCCUGCAAAGGGCAACAUCCUCCAUUGGUGCUGUACUUUCCACUGAAGAGCGGUGCUGCAAAGGGCACCAACGGCUUCCUACUGGAAGAGGAGACUGCCUCUUGGGAGGUACUGUAGAGUACUGCCCUUUCAGUAGGGUAACUUUGAUGUUCCUUUUUGUCUUUUUACCCCUGAGCAGGGGCAUCUUAGUGUAGCUGCUGAGCUUUACAUUAAAUAACUGGCAGAGGAAAUAAAAGUGGGAAACGUCUCUCAAACUGGAGUUGAGCCAUUGGCAGAGGCAGUUAGUCUUCACCUCAGUGAUGUUCAGACUCUGUGUCUGUUUACCCCACGUUUGCUGUACGGGGCACAGAAUCUACCAAUCUGCCUUUACUCAAGUUGGUUGCCUUCUUUCAGUGAGGUGGGAAUUGCUCCUAGCAGGCAGCUAACUAGGAUGAUGGUAUCUGCUGUAAAAUGGUACCAGCCCUGUGGAAGAGCAAGCGUUGAGACCCCUCUUAAGAUAGAAACCACUAAUAGACUGCAAAAGCUGGAGGCCAGCUAUUGCUGUUCAAAGGAGCAAGGGAAACAGGGAGGAGGCACCACCAGGCAGACAGGAGGAGAAGGUUUUGGAGAAAACGUCACACUUCACCAUAAAUCUCUGGAAGCAGGAUUUUCUUGCUCAGGACUUGAGUAUGCCCUUUCAGACAUGUUUGAUGGGCUUCAUACUGAAACAUACCUCUGUGUUAUCAAAUAAAAAAGGGCAGGGAAAUGUAGUCACAGGUGGUAUGGAGGGACACUGUGGCUCAUGAGCACCAGGUUUUCCACCCUGUCUUAAAUCCUACCGCGAGAGCCGGGUGUGCGAGCAUGUGGCAGGGCCUGAAGCACGCAACUGCUGUCUGGGGGGGAGCCUUCCCCUGGCUUUGAAGAAAGAAGCAAGAGCCAUAUUAUCCUUAUUAAGACUAAGUUGUUCUGCCAUCAUCUCUCCUUGCAAGGAUGUUCUCGGGUUGCUACUUACGUUAUCAGUUUUAGGGGAGCUGCCCUAAAAUCUGUGGCCUGGUCCUACUCAUUGAAGGCAAGUGUUUUGAAGGCUGGAGGGUGCGGGGAACCCUGUGAGAACAAGUGCUUCUGUAGAUCGACUCCUCUGUAUACAGACCGCAUCCUGAGCCUGCGUGCGGCUGCGCUUUGGGUUGGCUCUGAAUUGUCACAGUGGUACUGUCUGUGCCACCAUGGAUAACGGGGGGAGCGAGCCUCUGCCUUUUUGUUUGCAGCAUCUAAUGGAGCAGCCACCUUGACCUGCUUCCUUCCCAGGUCUGGCAGUGCCACUCCUAACACCCAGAACAACUUCUGACAAUGUUCGGGGCUUGCAGCAAGGCACAAAUGUGGAGGUAUGUGCUCUGUGACUUCAAAAUAUAACUGGAAAGAACGUUACGGAGAUAACAUUUUGCUCUCUGGAGGCCAGCAUAACGUGACUGCAGUGUGAGCUGUGUACCUUUGUCCAGCCAGCACUUCCUUUACUUGACAUGGAUAUUGCACUUUUGUAAAGCAUCCUGGAACUCUGCUGCCCCGCUGCAUGCUGUGCAGAGCGCUGGAUAGGAAACACAGACAAAUGGGUUUCUUUUGGUUUAUUAUUAUUAUUAGUCUUUUUUUUUUUCUUUUCUUUUUUACUGGAACCUUGAGCAACAGCGUGGCAUUUCCGCAGGCUGGUCUGAACGGAUCUGCUGAAGAACAGAUGGCCUUUGCCUAUUCUUAUGGCUGAGACAUAAUCAGUCUCAUCCAUAUGGUCACAUUUUGUCUGAGGAGCGGACUUUCAAAGCCAAAAUCUCCCAGACUCUGUGCCUCCCUCUCGGGUGAACAGCAGGUGCUAUCUGGCGAAGACUCAUCUGUUCUAGAUGGCAUUCAUGGUUGAAGGAGUCCAUACUCUUCAAGCUGAAGGAGGUAAAGCUGUAGAGACUGCUCUCUCUUCCAGUGUGUCUCUUUUUAACGUGACAAAAUGCCAAGGCCAUAUCACUUGGUGUGUCCCAGCUGACCUUAUUGGAAUGUUACUGGUGUUACUGGUUGCUAACAAAAGGGUCCAGAAUUCUGGGGAGAUGAGAUUGGCCUCUGGACAACCUCAUUGACUGCAAAACAGAAGGCAGCUUGCCUGGUUGAAGGUGACUGCAUCGGUGAAGACACUUCAUGUUACUUUUUCAGAAGCACAAAUGUGGUCAUUGGCUUGUCUGGUUGGCUUGGUUUAUUUCCACUGCAUCAUCAUGUGUGAAUGACACUUUCUUUUGGAACUGAGGACUCUUCCAAGCACACAAACAUCUCCACAAUGUGAAAUGUAAAUAGCAUGUUGGACUCUCGUGUCCAGUGUUCAAGACUGCAUUGUAAUUGUAAAGGAAAUCGAAUCAAGACUUGGCUGUGAAUUUCUUGUGCUGUCUUGGGAAUAUAACUGUAGUGUUUGUAUCCUGUAUGUAUUAUUAAACUGAGUUCAUUUUAUGUGCUGAUAAAAGGGUUCAAGCUAAGAUUUUUAGCGUACAUCCAUGUAUCCGAAUGUGAAGGAUGGAGUGCUCCCUUCCCCUCCUGUCCUUUUUUAAGUUUUCUCCAUUUGAUAGGUGUUAAUUUUCAGUGUACAGUCAUGUCAGCCAAGAUGCAAGGAUGUUCAUUUGAGUGCUUUGAGGGGGACACAGUGCAUGGGGUUUGAAGUGAUCCUAAGUUAGGACUUCCAUAGCAGUUCCCUGAAAAUACAUGGGAAGUUUGGCCUUUCUGAGAGUAAACUGUUUCUCGGGGGCUGCUUAGCCAUCACUCAUGAGAGCCUUGGGUGCUGCAGGGUGAUAGCAGACAGGAGUGGGUGGGUACCUAUAGGAGCAAGGUAAAGGUUCCUGUGUGGAUAAACCCAUGCUUCACUUGUGGUCCUGCCUUCUCUUCCUUCUAGCAGCAACUGAGAUACCAUGCUGAACCCUUUGAAGAAGAGAGAAGUGUCUUGGCUUGUUGAUUCUAGCCACCCCACCUGAUUCAGGAGUAGGUGAGGUGCGUGGGUUUUCCUCUAGCUAGGGCGAGGAGCUGUCUUUGAAGUACUUCCUACCUGGGGACUAAGGAGAAGCCAGGGUCUUCCCCAACUUGACAAGUCUGUUAGCAUAACUCUGGGACCACCUCUGGGUGGGAGGGGGAAAGCCCUCCAGGGAGAUACUAAGGAGUAGAUCUAAUGCCUUGAGAGAGGAGACCUGAAAACACUUAAUCAGUACCUUUAACCAGGUGGCUUCUUUCGUCACAGCCCCUUUUCUAGAAAUUCUUUGUGUGCAUGCUAUGGAUGGCUUCCCUAGUCAUUCCAGGAGGCCCAGCAGAAGCGUGGGGUGUUUUGAGAGCAGUUCCUAGAUGGCUAGCAAGUGGUCUGUGCUUUCUGGGUGGGGAGUGGGAUCUCCUGCCCAGCCGUGAUGGUGAGUGAUGCCCAGCUAGGGGAGAGAAGGGAUGCGUUACUGGUGGCCUGAAGCUCCCGGGUGCUCACCCAGCCCCUGUGGCUGCGUGCGUGAACAAAGUGGAACAUAAAUUGAUGUACAACCAGAAAGUUCAAAAUACUUCUUUCCUAAAGAGGAUAACUGUAGCAUGAAGCUCUUAGGUGCUCUGCAUAUUUGAUACCACAAUGCUCCUCACUAUGCAAUUCCCAGCUCCUUCCUUCCAGUUCCUCCUCUAAUCUCACACCAAGACUUCUCCGGUGGCCUCUGCCCACAGGCCACUGAAGUCCCAGAAAAGCUUCAUUUCUUUCAUUGUCCUCCGCAUUAGGUCCAGCUGCCCAGCCGUUACGUCGUGUGCCUCAGGUCCCUUUUUAACGGGAGGCCCCAUGACUUUUAUUCACAUCAUUCAGAGGGAAGUUUAUUUUCUUGGACACUGUGCACAGAAACCUAAUGGUGAACAUGUACCUGGCCUUUCUGUAACUUUUCUGUUUUUUCUUCUUAACCAUAAUGGUUGUAUAUCAUACCACUUUAUAUACAUAUAUAAUAUAUAAAUAUAUAUAAUUUUUUUUUAAAACUUCAGACCUGCUAGUUUCUGUCAAGUGUUCCUGCACUUACCCAAAAUGUUUUUAAAUUGUGAGGAUUAAAGAGGAUUGAGCCCAUUUUUGUAUCUUUACUUUUAAUUCUGUAGUUCUAUUGAUUGUAAUGUAGCUAUUUUUUACUGUAACUUUUUGGUUUGCAAAUACUAAACAAAAAACCUAAAUGUAAUUUCUGUGGUUUCUAUUCAGCUUGGGUUUCAUGUUUUAAAAAUAAAUGAUUUAAAACCA